AUGGACAUGGGGACCAGCGACCAGGAGCUGCUUGCGGCAAAGAAAAAGAAGCGCCUGACGUUCGCGAUUGGUGGUAUCUUGAUGGUGGCCGUGAUAGCGGUCGUCAUCACGCUCGUGGUGGUCCUCUCGGGCAACGAAGGUGGGGCUGAGGAGCCGGGGGUCACCACAGAGGGCCCAACAACGCCCAUAGCGCCGUCGACAACCACGACGACGACGACGACAACGACGACAACCGUACCACCCAUCACGGAACCACCCGCGACGUACCCUAUAGAACUAGAGGAUAUAAUCAAUGGAGUUUUCGCUCCACCAUCCUUCAACGGCACUUGGGCUUCGGGUAACGAAGUGUUGUUUCGAAAUGAAAAUGGAGACUUGGUCUUAUAUAAUGUCAACAGCGAUAGCACGAGAGUUCUUGUUACCAAUUCAUCUCAGGUACUACAACAAUCAUCAAGAGUAAGCGAGCUAUCACCAGAUGGAAGCCAUGUAAUAUUGGCUUACAAUGUCACUUCCGUUUACGCAUACAGCUUUCUCGCUCGUUACGCCGCUAUAAACCUGGUGAGUGGAGUGGUUGUUGAUAUUCGGCCGCCUUUAGUGUCGUCGGAGGAAUCUUUGCUGCAGAACUUUGUUUGGGGCCCGUCUGGCACUUCACUGUCCUUCGUUUACCUCAACAACAUCUACUAUCAGGCCAGCCUUACCAGCCCUCCAUUGCAAAUCACAACCAACGGACAGCUGAACGUUAUUUACAAUGGAAUACCAGAUUGGCUAUAUGGAGAAAAAGUUUUUCUGUCGAACAAUGCGCUGUGGUUCACCCCCGACGGUGGCAAGAUAGCGUACGUGACCUUCAACGACACCAACGUGCGCGUAAUGAAAAUUCCGCACUUUGGAGUGCCCGGCUCGGUGAAUUACCAGUACACUCAGCACCAGGGGAUUCGCUACCCUAAGGCGGGCACAGCCAAUCCAACCGUGUCAGUCACGGUUCGAGAGCUUAGCACAGGGAUCGAGUCUACCUACAACGCACCUAGUGACCUCAACGAGCCGAUUUUGAGGACCGUGAAUAUCAUCAACAACGACACAAUAGGCUUGAUGUGGACUAAUCGUAUUCAAAACACACUUCGCGUUCAACUCUGCACCUUUUCACAAGCCAAUUGUACUCAGAUUUACCAGUACACGGAAGCGAACGGUUGGAUUGGCAACAUCCCUAUUAUGUUCAACGCAGCUGGCAAUUCUUUUGUGACCAUCCUUCCGCAGACUGUAAACAACACUUUGUAUAAGCAAAUAGUUCAAGUUUCCGACGUGAAUGCAAAUCUGUGGACGGGCUCUGGACGCACGAACACACCGCAUACAGUCACAGAAAUUCUACUAUGGGCAGGCGCCGACGUUAUCUGGUACAAAGCGACCCACGUGGACGAUUCUGCCGAGAAACACGUCUACACUGUUAAUGCGGCACGCCAGGUCCGCUGCUUUACAUGUGCCAUUUUACGGGCUGAUGGUGGCAGGUGCUUGUACAACGACGCGACCAUCAGCUCCGACAGCUCGAAGAUUGCCAUCAACUGUGCUGGACCAGACUUGCCCCAGAUCUUCAUAUACGAAUCCAAUGGCACCCUGGUCAAAACUUGGGACGACAAUUCUAACACGGCAGCCCUGUUGGUCAACCGCCGGCUGCCAAGCACCUUGAGGAUGAGCGUCCCCGUUGUCGCUGGACUGCCUGAAGCCGAUGUCCACAUCCAAGUUCCGCACAACUACCAGUCCCAGAGCAAUGUUCCUUUAUUAGUUUUUGUGUACGGAGCGCCUGAAACCGCCCAGGUGACCAAGCAGUGGACCCUUGACUGGGGCACGUCCUUGGUGAACCGGUGGGGCAUUGCGGUUGCUCAUAUAGAUGGCCGUGGUACGGGAUUAAGGGGCGUUGAGAACAUGUUUGCCCUGAAUCGACGAUUGGGCUCGUUGGAGGUCGAUGACCAGAUCACCGUCACCAGGUAUCUUCAACAACAGCUGCCCUGGCUGGACGGGAACCGCACUUGUAUAUGGGGCUGGUCCUACGGUGGCUAUGCGGCAUCGAUGGCUCUGGCGCGAGGCGGAGACGUGUUCCGCUGCGCGGCUGCGGUCGCUCCCGUCGUCGACUGGAGAUACUAUGAUACUAUUUACGCUGAAAGAUACCUGGACACUCCGCAGAAUAAUGCUCAAGCGUAUGCAAAUUCGUCUCUUCUUACUCAAGAAGUUGUCGAGGCAUACCGUAACAAGCGUUACUUCUUGAUCCAUGGGACAGAGGACGAAAGCGUGCACUACCAGCACGCUAUGCUGAUCUCCAGGCUGCUGCAACGCCAGGACGUUUAUUUCACGCAAAUGAGCUACACCGAUGAAGAUAACUUCCUGAGCGGUAUAAAACCACAUCUGUACAAAGCACUAGAGAAGUUCCUACGUGAGAAUAUGUUG
Molecule: messenger RNA, 2430 nt
Organism: Iphiclides podalirius (scarce swallowtail)
Lineage: Eukaryota; Metazoa; Arthropoda; Insecta; Lepidoptera; Papilionidae
Source: the annotation of a GenBank genome assembly